Molecule: messenger RNA, 2642 nt
Organism: Durotheca rogersii
Lineage: Eukaryota; Fungi; Ascomycota; Sordariomycetes; Xylariales; Xylariaceae
Product: fungal-specific transcription factor domain-containing protein
Exons: 3
Coding region: 366-2180 (604 amino acids)
Biological process (GO): positive regulation of transcription by RNA polymerase II
Cellular component (GO): nucleus
Molecular function (GO): zinc ion binding; DNA-binding transcription factor activity, RNA polymerase II-specific; transcription cis-regulatory region binding
Source: RefSeq, a predicted model, not a curated record
CGCGGCGCCAAGACCCCAACCGUUAGUGUGCCCUCUCUCUCUCUCUCUCUGUCUAUCUCUAGUAAGCCGGUAUGGAGUCGGGGGGAACUUGUUUACUUUAGUGCCGGGUGUGGAGCAACGAGGGAGGAAGUGGAGAAUUUCCAUAACGAUGCACAUACCUACAUCUUGCUGAGAGGAGAAAGGCUUUGGUGGGCUGGGUUGAGAGGAAAAGGGUCGAGGGGGGGGGGAGGUGGACACUACCCCGACUUCUCCCAGAGGCCGCUUGAUCACUUGAUGCGUCCGCGUCCUCUUAUCGAAUUGUUGACUUCGUACAAGGCGAGGCGCGUUCCGAUCAUCUCUACAAUGAACAUCCCCUUGCCCAGAAGAUGCAGCAGCAGACAGGUUCACAAGCUCCGCCACAGCCACCAUCUCCUAUCAAGAGACCGGCUAGGUCUAAGAAUGGCUGUAUGACCUGCAGGCGUCGUAAAGUCCGAUGUAAUGAGAUCCGCCCUAUAUGCGGUCAUUGUUCUCGCCUCAAUCUGGAGUGUCGAUGGCGGCCGUCCAACCCGGGCCUUCUGACCAACGGCACCGGCAGCAAUUCUCCAUCCGCUGCGAGCCGUGGAAAAAGGCCUGACAGUGGUGGCAGCUCGAGGGUGCUUCCGACCCCGGCACUGCCCACCGCCUCUUCCACGCAGGAGUCUUUUGAUGACGUCUUCAACUAUGCGAGUUUUAUGUGGGAUGGGCCAGAUCUUUGGAAGCCUCCGUCCUGGGGGAAUCAGGAUCUGUCCGUGGUGGAUCAAGCUAUACCAAAUUCGAUGAUGACCCCCUCAUUUUCCGCAAAGCUCUCCCCGCCUGUCGGGAGUACCUUCGAGGUGCCGCUGGCUUCGAGCAAUUCGGACGGCUAUCCUGGUCUCGAGGACAAUCUUAUCCCCCCCAACAUUCCGUCGGGUGACCGAGCGCUACUCGACUACUUUGUGCAGUCGGUAGUCCCUCCCAUCAUCGCCCAGGUCGAGACUCAGACCAAGUGGGCGUCGAUGAGGCAGACGCUCAUGUCCAUGUCCCGAUCGUCGUCGAUGCUACGCCACGCCAUCUUGACCUUCUCCUCGCUCAUCUUGUCGAGACAGGGAGAGGCCCCGGCAGAUACCGCCCGGAAACAUUAUGCCCAGACCGUCGCCGAGUUAGCUAGACAGAGCGAAGCCGGGCAGAACCUACAGAGCAAGGAGGAGACUGCCAGUCGAGCCGCCGUGCUCGCGACGCUCUUUUUCCUCAGCUACACGGACCUUCUCGAAGGAAGGAAUGAGCUCACGCACGCGAAUCUCAAGAAGGCGUUCGACGUUUAUCAGUCCUCCGACAAGACGCACUUCCGGGCCGUCGAGCUGCGGCUCCUCUCCUGGAUCCGGCUCAUAGACGGUAGAGCGGUGUCGGCGGGCGGACAGGGGCUCUUCCUAUCCGAAAUCGACGAGAAGCUACUCGCAUACUCGUCGCCCGGAAGCUUUGACGGGGGCGAGCUUGGGGCCGACGAGCAGACCGAAACGGACAUCGAGGAAGUGCUAUUCGAUAUCCUGUACCAGCCAGGCAUCGUCUUCUUCCAGAAGGUCCAGAGCUUCAUGGGCCGAAUUUCUCACCAAGAUCCCUGGCAUAGGCGUCGGGGCACCGUAGAAGACGAGACCGAGGUCAUGAGCAUUGCAGCUGAGAUCUCGAAGGAUCUGCGCCAACUGUACGAGGCUCGGCCACCACUCAUGGACUACGCAGCUGCUGGGCUCCUAGUGGCGCCGCACGUCUCGUCAAAUCUUGCCCUCACAAUCACUAGGGCGUUCCGGACCUUCCUGUCCAAUUACCACGCCAGCAAAAUUCAUCUGCAUAGGGUUGCUUACAAGUCGUUGCCCCUGACCAAUGAGACGAUCGAGUCGAUCGACACGAUCCGUAACCUGGCAAAGAUGCUCGUCGACGGCGAUGCGCAGGACAUGCUCCCGGUCAACAUGCUCUGGCCGCUGCUGAUGUGGGGAUCGGAGGAGAAAAGCGCGGAAGAACGCGCAUGGAUCAAGACACAGAUCAUCCGCAUGGAGAAAGUCGCAACAAACGCUCGGAUCACCAGCCAGGUUCUCGAGGAGGUGCAAAAGCGCCAGGACACGUUGAGUGCCCGGCAGGAUAUCCGCGACGUAAUGGAACAUGUCUUCAACAGCUGUUGGGCCAUUGUCUGAGCCAGGAGAGGGGCAGCUGACGCCCGAGGCUGCCAAGCGGUUCGUCUCACCCAGUCAACGCGCGCGUAGCUGCCCGCCCCGGUUCGAGAUUCCAUAGUCGGACUCGCCAUGUUUCCCUUUCCGAAGCCUGCCGCUGGGGCGAUACGCGUUGCCGCAAAAGGACCUCGCUCAAAUUUCACGUCAUUUUUAAGUCAUAAGACCCGGCUGCUGUGUGAGGACAGGCGCGGAUAGGCAGGAAAUUCUAUCGCCUGUCGUGGACGCCACGGACGGCUCGUGGGAGCCACCAUUCUGUCAUUUGGGAGAAGGUAAGGUCCUCAUAUUGAUGUGGUGGUCGCGGGCCAAGCACCACUACCUGGCUUAUGUAACUAGCCGAGCAUCACAAGGCGAGACACGGCAGGGACAGAUAUGGGCUAGAGCUAGCUGAAGUCCCCCCUUGGUCCUAGGGAUACAUCGCCCCGGGAU